AUGUUUCUAAAACACAUCGACCUCACGACCGCUCUCCGGCCUUCCUACCUACCGGAUGAAGUCUUGUUGUUCGUCCAGGACAACGUCGGGCUCUAUGAAGGGAAGUUCAAAUUACCUCAACAGCAAAAUGGUCAGGUGUACUUGACGUCCCACCGAAUCUGCUACGUCGACAAGGACGAGCCGCGCAAGCACUCCGUUGCCCUAGAUCUGAAAGACAUUGAUCGAUAUGAGUUCUACGCGGGGUUCCUGAAAUCUUCUGCGAAGAUCACCCUGAUUCCCAAGCCAAUAAAACGCUCGUCGCUCCAGACUAGAGCGUCUGCGAUAUCUACACCUGGGAGAAAUGGCGCAGGGUCACCAGCUCGAGCCGAUGGUCCCUACCGACCGCCGCCCGAACCAACAAGCGCAGCAACCUGGGUUUGCACCAUCUGCAGCUUCUCCAACCCGGUCCCGUCAAACUUUGACCCAACGACGGCAAACAUACACACCCCGCUGCCACCAUGUCUUGCUUGCGGCAUCAAGCCGACGUUGGCGCACGUUUUGAAGGCUUCUAUAUCGAAUGCGACCAGCCGCGCCCCGCCGGCCACCCCUUCGAGCCCAACAGUCAGCUCGCCCCUCGCGAUGCGCCCUCGGUCGACCUCCAACAGGCCCGACGACAACGCGGGGCCUCCGCCUCCCUGGCCAGCGGCCUCGAACAUCAACGGCGGCGCCCCACCGAAGCCAUCAGAUCCAAGCGCGACGUUCCAAUGCCCUCGAUGCACGUUCUCAAAUCACCCGUCCCUGCUGUCAUGCGAGAUGUGCGGGGCACCCCUAAUAUCGCAAGAUCUGCCCCAAGCAGUCGUCACCCAGGUGCAGACACAAAGGACAGAGUCUCCAGGCCCGGUCCUCACGACGUCCUCGCCUGGCCAGGAUACCGCCGAGAACAUCAAAAUUUCCUUCCGCGGAGGCGGAGAGAAGAUAUUUUACGAGCGGCUCAAGGGCGCGUUGACACAGCGCAAGUGGCUCCUGCAGGGCGCGCCGCCGGUACCUAAGAGCAAUCGCACAAUAGACGACAACGGCGCACUCGUACGCGCACCCGCGGCGGUCCCCGAGCGUCCCAAGGGCGUGGGUAUCGCGGGUCUGGAGCAGCGCGGGCUCGACAUGCGCAAGAACAACGAGGUGAUGAUUGGCAGCGCGUUCGAGGACCUGGACGCCCUAAUGGCCUCCGCCAAGGAGAUUGUGGCCCUCGCGGAGAGGUUUGCGCGACAGAACGGCGGGACGGGCGCCGAGGCCAACGCUCUGCUAGCCGAAUCGGCCAGCCAGCUCGGUCUCGUGACGACCAAGGAUAUUGUAGGCGGGAGCAGUUCCGAGACGCUGUACCUGUCCGAGUUGUCGAGGAAUCUUGCAGAGUUCCUCACAGACGACGCGCGAGGUGUUUUAAAAAAGGCGGGCGGGAUCAUCAACUUGGUUGACCUGUGGGCCAUGUUCAACCGCGCCCGGGGCGGCGUCGAGCUCGUGAGCCCCAUGGAUUUCGAAAAGGCCUCGCAGAUGUGGGAGUCACUCAAACUGCCCGUCCGGCUGCGAAAGUUCAAGAGCGGUGUGCUGGUCGUACAGAGUAGCGAUCGCACCGACGAGACCACCAUCAGGGCGCUGGUGUCCUGGCUGGACGACUUGCACGAGUUCCCGCCGGACAAGGAGCUGGCGUGGGACUGGCGACAGUUUGGCCGCGGGGUGACGGCGCGGGAUGCGGCGGAGCGGUUCGGCUGGAGCAUUGGUGUGGCGGAGGAGGAGCUGGAGAUGGCUGAGGAAAGGGGCGUGGUCUGUCGCGAGGACGGCAUCGAGGGGCUCAAGUUUUGGAAGAAUUACAUUGACGUGGGCGAUGUGAAGUACCGCCGGCGCUGGAAGCAUCGCCCAGAGGACGAGAUCAUGAAGGCGCUUAGAGAGAGUGGGUUCUUGUGA
Molecule: messenger RNA, 1935 nt
Organism: Colletotrichum paranaense
Lineage: Eukaryota; Fungi; Ascomycota; Sordariomycetes; Glomerellales; Glomerellaceae
Product: EAP30/Vps36 family protein
Exons: 2
Coding region: 1-1935 (644 amino acids)
Biological process (GO): protein transport to vacuole involved in ubiquitin-dependent protein catabolic process via the multivesicular body sorting pathway
Cellular component (GO): ESCRT II complex; late endosome membrane
Molecular function (GO): ubiquitin binding; phosphatidylinositol-3-phosphate binding
Source: RefSeq, a predicted model, not a curated record